CAAACCGAGCGGGACCGAAAAGGUAAACAAAAUAUUUCACCAAAGGUGCUCUGUUUUAUUUUGAACAAAAAAGUUGCAAGUCGCGCUGCAGCAUAAUCGUUCCGCAGCUAGGCCCGUGUAGGAAGCCCCUUCAUUUUACUAUGUUUAUAAAUGUGAUUAGAGGAAGUGAAAGUAAAUUCCGACCGUGUACGUUUCACUCGCUUCGUUUCAUCUCUAGCACGAAUGGGUUGUCGAAUGGGACAGCAGGAAACACGUUGCACAGUGUUAGAGAACGGUCGUGCAUCGUCGGCGGUAGCCACCGGUACGGUGCGGCAGGAUUUCGUAAUCAACAGCUGAUAGCCGGCAAUCUGUGGCUGGGACCGACAGCGUCGAGCUACCGCUUUGCCAGCAGCGGUAAAGCUGAUGAAGACAAAGGUGGUGCAAUUAGCGAGAGCUCCGACAAGCCGAAUGAGUCGGUUGCGAAACAGGCCAAGCUGAAGCUACGAUCGUCCGAUGUGAAGCGGCUGCUGGAGUUUGCGAAAUCCGAGCAAUGGAACAUCACAGGUGGCAUUGGAUGUUUGAUAAUUUCAUCCGCAAUCACCAUGUCGGUCCCGUUUGGGCUGGGCAAAAUUCUGGACAUCAUCUACGCCAGCUCGGCUGAGACGGGCAUAGCAAAGGAAAAGUUGGACCAGUUCUGUCUACUUCUCGGGGGGAUAUUCCUACUCGGAGGACUUGCAAACUUUGGCCGCGUUUAUCUAUUCAGUAAUGCUUCACUACGAAUAACGAAAAACAUCCGUGCGAAGGUGUACAGUUCCAUGCUGAACCAGGAAGCCGGUUGGUUCGAUCGGAAAGGCACGGGCGAGCUGGUCAACCGGCUUUCCUCCGACACGUACCUGGUGGGCAACUCGCUCAGCAUGAACCUGUCCGAUGGGUUGCGGUCGUCGGCAAUGAUACUGGCCGGCACCGGAAUGAUGAUCUACACCUCGCCCCAUCUUGCGCUGGUGGGAAUGUGUAUUGUGCCUUGUGUAGCGGGCGGAGCGGUCGUUUACGGCCGGUACGUGCGUAACAUUACGCGCGAGUUGAUGGACAAGUAUGCGGAAAUUAUGAAGGUUGGCGAGGAACGGUUGGGCAAUGUGAAGACGGUGAAGGUGUUCUGCAAGGAACGGUUCGAGAAGCAACUGUUCUCCGAGCAGCUGCUGGAUGCGCUCAACAUCGGCUACCGGGAGACGAAAGCGCGUGCAACGUUCUAUGGAAUGACGGGACUGUCGGGAAAUAUUAUCAUCCUGUCGGUCCUUUACUACGGUGGCACGAUGGUAAACAACUCGGAAAUGACGAUAGGAGCCCUCACCUCGUUCAUCCUGUACGCCGGCUACACGGCCAUCUCGAUAGGAGGAUUAAGUAAUUUCUACACGGAACUGAAUAAGGGUGUCGGUUCGGCCAGCAGGCUGUGGGAAAUUAUCGACCGGAAGUACACAAUCCCGAUCGAAGGAGGAAUCGAGGUUACCACAGCGCCGGAAGGACAGAUUCAGUUCCGUGACGUCGUGUUCCACUAUCCAUCCCGACCGGAUGCACCCAUCCUGAACGGGGUAAACCUGACAAUCGAGCCGGGCACCUCGACAGCCGUUGUAGGACGCAGCGGAUCCGGCAAGUCGACCAUCGCCUCGUUAAUGCUAAGGCUUUACGAUCCCCAACAAGGCUCGGUGCGACUGGACGGAACCGACCUGCGUGAUCUGAAUCCAUCCUCGUUACGACGCCAUAUCGGGGCAGUAAAUCAGGAACCGGUACUGUUCAGCGGCAGCAUACGGGAGAACAUUCUGUACGGCUUAAAUAUGGGUGAAAAAAUAUCCGAAAGCAGCUUCCAGCGCGUGGUGCGGGAAGCGCACGUCGACGAAUUCGUGCGGAACUUCCCGGACGGGCUGAACACGCUCGUCGGACAGCGGGGUGUAAUGCUGAGCGGUGGCCAAAAGCAACGGGUAGCGAUUGCGCGUGCCAUCAUACGGAACCCAAAAAUACUCAUUCUCGAUGAGGCCACUAGCGCGCUGGACGCAGUGUCGGAGGAACUGAUACAGAACGCCCUGGAACAGUUGACCAAAAACCGUACCGUGCUGACGAUCGCGCAUCGGCUCAGUACGAUCCGGAAUGCGACCAACAUUGCGGUGCUGCAGGACGGGCGAAUUGUCGAGCACGGCAAUUACGCGGACCUGAUCGCAACCGACGGUGGUGUCUUCCGGGAGCUGGUGCAAAGACAAACGUUCAGCUCGGCUGUCGUUAGCUAAUAGGUAAUUGUUGUUUUCCUACCUGUUCGAUUCUACAUAAUUAGAUGCGGUGUUGUUUCGUUCCGGUUUUGUUGUUAUUUUGUCCCUUUUUGUACAACAUUUUUUCCCCGGCGUGUUCCGGCACGUGCUGCACGUGGAGCGAAGGACUUCGGUUGUUAGUAUUUAUUUACUUUGAUUUCGAUCGAAUUCUACAACACAGUUUUAGACAUUUUUAUUUACUAUUCUUCCGUGAUUUGUUGAAAUAUAGGUGGAGAGUCCUUGCUCACACUAUCUCUCGUAUACACGGGAGGAUACUGACACUAUUAGAUGAAUAGGGCAAGGUGGAAUCGGGAAUGGAGAAUUAUUGAACAAUCAAGAAGAGUUU
Anopheles stephensi (Asian malaria mosquito) is the source of this 2619-nucleotide messenger RNA. RefSeq names its product ATP-binding cassette sub-family B member 10, mitochondrial. Gene Ontology annotation, molecular function: ATP binding; ATP hydrolysis activity; ABC-type oligopeptide transporter activity. Gene Ontology annotation, biological process: transmembrane transport. The record is from RefSeq and is a predicted model, not a curated record. Lineage: Eukaryota; Metazoa; Arthropoda; Insecta; Diptera; Culicidae. The transcript is spliced from 9 exons. Bases 141 to 2255 code for a protein of 704 amino acids. Gene Ontology annotation, cellular component: membrane.